Tarenaya hassleriana is the source of this 552-nucleotide messenger RNA. RefSeq names its product arabinogalactan peptide 22-like. The record is from RefSeq and is a predicted model, not a curated record. The transcript is spliced from 2 exons. NCBI's taxonomy places the organism in Eukaryota, Viridiplantae, Streptophyta, Magnoliopsida, Brassicales, Cleomaceae. The coding region runs from base 168 to 359 and encodes 63 amino acids.
UCAUCGCCUCUUCUCUCGCUCUGCCUAGUUUUUAACCUUUCUCUUCUCUUCUUCCUCUCUAAAUUCUUUGGAAAACAAAGAAUUCGGAGAGGAAAGAACAUCCAAAAACUAUUGUGCUUUCGGUAUUCGGAAAGAGAGAAAGAAGAGAAAAGAACAACAAAAUCGAAAUGUCGGUCUCAAAGAUUUCAUUCGAAGUUUUUGCAAUCGUAUCUAUAAUUUUCGUCAUUUUGUUACCAUUGGUGUAUGGCCAUCCGGUUGCCCCUGCACCGGCUCCCACGAACGAUGGAACAGCAAUAGACCAAAGCAUAGGUUACGUUCUUAUGUUGGUUGCGUUGGCUCUCACGUACCUCAUCCAUUGAUCCAAUUUCGCCCCAACAGUAACGAAUUUUCAGAUUGGUCUCCUUUUAUAUUUUAUUUCAAUCACUUCUAUUGUAAAUGGAGAUCAACAAAUCUUUAUAUAUGGUAGAGAAAUAAAAAGAGCGUUUCCAAAAAAAAAACAGCAAAGGUGUUAAAAAUGUUUUUUUCUCGGACACGAAAAAAAAUCGUAAAAAA